AUGUCAACUGUAAAACAGUGUCCGCACUGCAAAGAGGAUGGUAAUCUACAGACAGAUUUUAGUGCAGGUAACGUAGUAUGUCAUACCUGUGGUCAGAUCGUAGAAGAAAAUAUACUAGUAUCCGAAGUAGGAUUUGCGGAAGGUUCAUCAGGUCGUAUACAUAUACAAGGUGCUUUCGUAGCACAUAACCAAACUGGUUUUGCGGGUGUGAGAAGUGGUGCGAAAGGUAUACAGAAUACUGAGGGCAUCAAACAAUCUGGUGCCAUCAAAAUCGAUAAUGUCGCUAGACAGAUGCACAUCAACAAUGUCAUCUCAGGUAAAGCGAAGCGAUUCUACUCCAUGGCGGUAGAUAACAAGUUUAAUAGAGGUAGAAGGACAGAAUACGUGGUGGCCAGUUGUCUAUACCUUGCUUGUAGGUUGAGUAAAGAUGCUCAUAUGUUGAUCGAUUUCAGUGAGAGGUUGAGUAUAAACGUCUAUGAACUCGGUGCUACGUAUCUCAAACUCCGUUCAAUCCUUCACUUACUCGAACAAAUGCCUGAAGUCGAUCCAGCAAUAUACAACCUCCGAUUCGCCCAUAAAUUAGAUUUCGGUCCCACGGUCCAUCUAAUCGCCACCGACGCAUCAAGGCUCGUCAGGCGGUUCAGAGCAGAUUGGAUGACUCAAGGUAGACGUCCAGCAGGAGUAUGCGGUGCAUGUCUGAUCAUCGCUGCUAGAAUGUCCAACUUUCUCAGAACUCCCGAUGAAGUUGCUCAAGUGGUCAAAGUUCAUCCUACAACCAUCAAGAAAAGGUUAUUGGAAUUUGCUCAAACGGAGAUGGCGAAAAAGACCGUGGCUGAAUGGAGGACAUUGACGGAUGAAGAUCUAGAUAAGAUGAACGAGUUGGAAAAACCACCUGUUGUGAAGAAGAGGGAAUUAAAACAGAUCAAAAUUGAGAGAUUGAAAAGGGAACAACAAGAGAGUAGCGAAUUAGGAUCGGAAGUUGAUGAGUUGGUGAAUGAAGAUGAAAGACCAAGUAAGAGAUUCAAAGGGAAGGGAAAGCAAAUAGAUGGAGAAGAUGAGGAUGAAGAUGAGGAGAUGAGAGGGAUGGUCACUGCUGCUGCGCAUGAUGUUGAAACUCAAGCGGAAGAUGCAGAUGAUGAAGGACGGGAUGAUGAGGAAGAGGAGGAAGAUGAUAAUCUGGAACCUAUCUCUCAAGCUGAUUAUGUGAAUGAGCUGGAACUCGCCCGUGAUAAUCCUGAAGAGUCACGAGCGGAGAGGCUGAGAGAGAAAUCAGCCUUCAUGAGACAAGUGAAAAACUUACAGAAGAACGGUAACGAUCAGAUUGAUAUUUAUAAUGAGUUGGAGCUAGAUGCGUUGAUAGACUAUGAUAAAGAGGAAGAUGACGACGAUGAGGAUGAAAACAAGGAGGAAGAAUUGGGUGAACCCGCUACUCAGUUAAGAUCAAUAACGAAAGAAGAGCAAGAUGCCGCAGCGGGAGGUAAGACGAAGAAAGAGGAUGUUGGAGGAGAAGAAUUCCAAGAAUGGGAAAAUCAAGAAGCCGUGUUAGAUUACCUGGCCAAAGAUGUAUUCAAAGGUGAAGAAUUACUAUAUCAAGGUAAACAUAUGACGGAUCGUAUCAAGAUGUGGAUAGGAGCUAGAGAUCCCAAAACCCUAAUGGAAGAAUUAUCAGUGGUACAUCAAGCUAGGUUGAAAAGAGAGAAAUUAUCAAAAGUGAAAGAAACUGAAUUUGAAGAUCUGGAUGAUGAAGAGUUGGAAAUGAGUUUUAGGCUGGACGAAGAUGAGAAACAGGCAAGAGCGAGGAUAUGGUUGAGUAGUAAUGGCAAAUGGUUAGAGGAGGAGAAGGUCCGACAAGAACAACGUGCCAUAGCAUUACGAGCGAAAGGGAUCGAUCCUACCAAACCCAAACCAAAGAGGAAACGUGCUACACCUCAUAAAGGACCGUACAACAGUUCUCGUGAGGCGAUCCAGAAUUUCGCCAAAGGGAAACAGUUCUCUGCGAGAAUCAAUUACGAUAUUCUACGUGGACUCAAGAUGGGCGGUGCUGGUGGUCCUUCUUCUGGCCCUUCAGGUCUGAUGAGGAUGAAUGAUGAUAAAGAUGAUGAGUACUAUGAGGAUGAUAAAGGCGAUGAGGACGAUAGUAGGUGGGAUGAAGAGAAGGGUGAUGAGGGUGGGGAGUGGUAG
Kwoniella botswanensis is the source of this 2181-nucleotide messenger RNA. RefSeq lists its product as uncharacterized. The transcript has 6 exons. The coding region runs from base 1 to 2181 and encodes 726 amino acids. The record is from RefSeq and is a predicted model, not a curated record. Gene Ontology annotation, molecular function: RNA polymerase III type 3 promoter sequence-specific DNA binding; RNA polymerase III general transcription initiation factor activity; TBP-class protein binding. Gene Ontology annotation, biological process: transcription by RNA polymerase III; transcription preinitiation complex assembly; DNA-templated transcription initiation. Gene Ontology annotation, cellular component: nucleus; transcription preinitiation complex; transcription factor TFIIIB complex. Lineage: Eukaryota; Fungi; Basidiomycota; Tremellomycetes; Tremellales; Cryptococcaceae.